Pseudoliparis swirei is the source of this 1029-nucleotide messenger RNA. RefSeq names its product GINS complex subunit 3 (gene gins3). Gene Ontology annotation, cellular component: GINS complex. NCBI's taxonomy places the organism in Eukaryota, Metazoa, Chordata, Actinopteri, Perciformes, Liparidae. The record is from RefSeq and is a predicted model, not a curated record. Bases 71 to 706 code for a protein of 211 amino acids. The transcript has 3 exons. Gene Ontology annotation, biological process: mitotic DNA replication initiation.
CAUAGUAUUCGCUCAAUAUUUCAGGACAUACAUCGUCAUAAAGAUACUUUCAACCUAUUUCGGGCCCAACAUGGAUACCCAUUCAUAUAUACCGGUAGAACCCGGGGUGGGGAUGGAGGAGAACUUCCUGUCUCUAGACGAUAUUUUGCUCUCUCACGAGAGACUUCCCGUCCGGACGGAGUGCCGCUUCCCCCGGCUGGGACACCUGGAGAGGUCGACGGACGCGCAGGACAUCCCCGAGGGCACAAAGAUGGAGCUCCCCCUGUGGCUGUCCAAGGGUCUGUACGAGAGGAAGAGGAGGGUGCUGUCGGUGGAGCUGCCCAAGGUGUACCGGGAGGGCUGGAGGACCGUGUUCAACGCCGACCCCAACGUGGUGGACCUGCACAAGAUGGGGCCCUACUACUACGGCCUGGGCUCCCAGAUGCUGCACUUCGACAGCCCGGAGAACCCCGAGAUCGCCCAGACGCUGCUGCAGACGUUCGUGGGCCGCUUCAGACGCAACAUGGACUCCUCCCAGAAUGCCUACAACGAGGACACGUCGGCGCUGGUGGAGCGCCUGGACUGCCUGGAGAAGGCGCUGUUCUCCUCGGGGCAGAGCGGCCUCAACGGCUUCCAGAGCUGGGAGCGGGGCCGCGCCGCGCAGCUCACCGCCUCCAGCCUGGUGCUCAACUACCGCAAGAGGAAGAUGGCCGACGGGCCGCCCUGAGAGACUUUCACUGCCGCCCUCCAACUCUGAGUUCACGUCGAGCUCCUGGUGUCGCGGCCUGUGACCUUCACAUGACCUCGGCUCUGGGUUCUUCAUCACCGUUGGUGAGGGGCGGACGUGAGACGGUGGAUUGUCUAAGUAAAGAGGUCUCAUGUUUGCUCCAGCUUGACAAAGCAAACGUUUUAUGUUCCAUCUUACAGGUUUAAACUGGUUAUUGUGGUAUAAUGUAGAUUUAAAGAAAUGCUUUUAUAUCAUAAAAUGGCAAAAGAUUCCAUUAAAGCAGAACUGGAGAUAUUAAAGAGAUGUUCUGAAACGGAAAAUAA